Equus caballus (horse) is the source of this 9317-nucleotide messenger RNA. RefSeq names its product mitotic deacetylase associated SANT domain protein (gene MIDEAS). The record is from RefSeq and is a predicted model, not a curated record. Gene Ontology annotation, biological process: regulation of transcription by RNA polymerase II; negative regulation of DNA-templated transcription. Gene Ontology annotation, molecular function: transcription corepressor activity. Lineage: Eukaryota; Metazoa; Chordata; Mammalia; Perissodactyla; Equidae. Gene Ontology annotation, cellular component: transcription regulator complex; histone deacetylase complex.
CCCUCUGGGCUGGCCCGAGGCCAGGUCUAGGGGCUAGGCCUUGUGGGGGGGUGGGUCAGGAUGACUGCUGGUCUGCAGAGGAGCCUAGCAGUGGUGAGUGUUGGAGACUGAGUGGUUUUGUUUUUGCUUCUCUUACUUGGAUGAGGUGUCAGUAGGAAGGAAGAAACCAGACAAAUGGAAAAAGCAAAAAGCCUUUACAUUGAGCCUCUGCCAGCAGUCCUGAGAGCCUAGCCUCUACUUGGGGGCUUGCAUGCCUGAGCACCCCAGUCCCUCAGUUGCUCACUGCCUUCCUUUGGGGGAGAUGGGAAGAGGAGCAGAGAGGUGACAAGUGAUUGGCCUGCUCUGUGAUCUUGUACAAGUCACUUAACCUCUCUGAACCUCAGUGUUCUCAUUCGUAAAACAAGAGGGACGAAACUCUAUCACACACAGGGUUGUUAAGUAGGCUGUGUGUGGGGACGUGCUUUGAGAAUUGUCAGGACGGUACUGUCACAGCAGAUGCUAAAUCUGAGAGCCUGGGCUUUGCUUUGGUGGAGGUGGUUUCCCUGGCUCCUCCAUUCACUUUUUACAAUCACAGAAUCAUGGAGUUUUAACUGGAAGGGAUUUCAAGAGGUCAUCUGGUCCUGUCCUCUGGCAUAAUUAUCUUUAUUUUGCAGAUAAGGCUGUUUUAAGUGGUCAUUACUUUGACAUAUCUGUCAUAUCAUGGUGCAAAUAAGCCCUUUUCCUCCUGGGUGAAGUGUGACCUCCAGAUGCACACAGGUGCUCCAGGUGGAAGGGAACAGGAAGGUCAUGCCCCUUAGGAGCAAGGGUGAGUUUUCCGAGGUUUUGAGGUGGUCUCUCUCAUCCACUCCCCAGGGGCAGCGGUCCUUGCCCUGAAGGCUCAGAGAGCUGGGAGAAUCACCUUCUGCUGCCCCUCCCCUUCUCCCUAAGAAAGCAGGGGAUGCACCUGCUUCUCAGGACUGGCCACAGCAGGAAAGGGGCUGCCAGGACACACUGUAUUCUUCUGGGGUUUUUCCGUCAAAGGAAAAUCUCUUUGACCCAUCUUGGGAAAAAAAAAAAACCAAAAAAACACAACAAAUGGAAGGAACCAGGAACAUCAGGGCUCCCUCCGCUGGCCUUUCUCCUGGCCCUGGGACCUCAUUGAAUGUGGGGGCCAGCAAGAACCUCCUGAGCAGCAGAAAUGUUUCCCACCAGACCGGCAAAGAGGCAUCGGGGGAAUUGUAGGAAAGGUAGGGGACAUGUGUGCAUGCUGUGAAAAGCUGCUCCAACUCUGGCCUCAGUCGCUAGAAUUAAACCCAAGAGCUUUUCAUCACCUAAGUAAUUGAGAUGUGGGUCUUUUAUAGGGGCUGGGGCCAGUUUCUCAGUAACGUUUAUACCAGUAGGAUGCUGGCAAGCCAAAAAGUGAAACUUGGGGAGACUGUUAAUUAAGUGCCUUGGAGAGGAUUGUGCAUGAUUUACCGUAUCCAAAACCAGAGUUUUCUUUAUGGAAGAAAGCGACUUGUGUCCUCCCCAACAUCACACACACACUUUCCUGGCAGGCACGAUGGGUUUCCAAACAUUUCGUCACCGUCUCUUCCUGACCUUGGUGUGAAAGGAACGAGCCGCGUGGCCUGUUGGUUCCAGCAAGGCCAUCGGGGGCGCCGGCCUGGGCUGGGGGAGGGUGGCGACCGCCUCAAGGAGUGGAGGUGAGGUCUACUGGAAAUCCCCAGCCCGGGCAGCCGCCGGAGGUUUAAAGACGCCUUCCCCGGCCUUAUUUGGUCGCAGGAAGUGGGCGGCGCCGGGCCUGCUGGCGGAGAGGCCGACCCGAGACAGUUGUGCUGAUGAAGUGGUAGAGCUGGUUUCUGCUCGCCGCCGUGCCGCGCGCGCCGGCCCGCCGCUGGGUGCUCCGCGCUCCCAGCCCCGAGUUGUGCAAUCCUUUGUAGCACGCCAGAGUCCUCCUCCUUCGCUGUUGCCUCUCGCCCUCUCUCUCUCUUUUUUUUUCAAGCUGUGAGCUCAACCGAUGAGUCAGAGCAGUGCAAUCCUGACACUGCAUCGCAGGACUGGGGGUGACACGAAGGGAGGGAGAGCGAUCGCGAGGCGGACACCACUGGCGCGGGGUGCGCCGAGGCUCCUGCACCGCGAGCGAGGGGUGACAGCCCGCGCGUCCCUCCCGGGCCCUGCCAGCAAACUUCCCAGCCUCGGGAGGCGCAGGCUGGCGGAAGCAUUGCGAGCGCCGCGGGGAGGCGGCGGCGGCGCCUGUUUGUUUUUAAAAUCGAGGAGUGCGUGCAGGCGGCUGGAGUCUGGGAGGCGACUGAAGGCGGCGGCCCACAGCGGAAGGGGGACAGCCGAUGCCAGAGCUCGGGCAGGAGCGGGACUCCAGGGCCUUGCGAGCAUCAUGAACUUGGAAGAGUAGACGAGCCCAAGAGCCUUCAGGGCAAAGGAAGGAAGAGCCAGCAGUUCUUUCUCCCUGUGCCUGGCCGGUCAUCCAGCAUUUUCCUCUGCCCCUGCUCUGCCUCCUCUGGCUCCUGGACUAGGGCCGGGCUUCCAGCAGGACCUUCCCCCAGGGGAUGGGCAACUGGUGAAUUAGGUCUCACUGCCGGGGCCACACCAUGAACCUCCAGGCCCAGCCCAAGGCUCAGAACAGGCGGAAGCGUUGCCUCUUUGGGGACCAGGAACAAGCUCCCAAGGAGCAGCCCCCACCGCUGCAGGCCCCACAGCAGCCCCCGGCCCCUCCACAGUCCACCAGGGUGAAGGAGGAGACUUACUUUGGGCACGAGGGGCCGGCAGGGGUCGCCCCUGCCUCCCAGCCUGUGGAACUGCCCCCUCCCAGCAGCCUGGCCCUGCUGAACUCUGUGGUGUAUGGGUCUGAGCGGACCACGGCGGCCAUGUUGUCCCAGCAGGUGGGCUCAGUCAAGUGGCCCAACUCUGUGAUGGCUCCAGGGCGGGGCCCGGAGCGUGGAGUGGGUGGAGGCGUCAGUGACAGUGGCUGGCAGCAGCAGCCGGGCCAGCCUCCACCCCACUCAACGUGGAACCGCCACAGCCUGCCCCUCUACAGUGGACCCAAGGGGAGCCCUCAUCCUGGCAUGGGGGUCUCUACCUACUAUAACCACCCUGAGGCACUGAAGCGGGAGAAAGGAGGGGGACCGCAGGUGGACCGCUAUGGAAACGCUGUUCGCCCAAUGAUGCCGCAGAAGGUGCAGUUGGAGGUGGGGCGGCCCCAGGCACCCCUGAACUCUUUCCAUGUGGCCAAGAAGCCCCCAAACCAGACGCUGCCCCUGCAACCCUUCCAGCUGGCAUUCGGCCACCAGGUGAACCGGCAGGUCUUCCGGCAGGGCCCACCGCCCCCCAACCCUGUUGCUGCCUUCCCGCCGCAGAAGCAGCAGCAGCAGCAGCAGCAGCAACAGGCAACCCUGCCCCAGAUGCAGCUCUUCGAGAACUUCUACCCCAUGCAGCAGCCGCCCUCUCAGCAGCCCCAGGACUUUGGCCUGCAGCCGGCCGGGCCACUAGGGCAGUCCCACCUGGCUCACCACAGCAUGGCACCCUACCCCUUCCCCCCCAACCCUGAUAUGAACCCAGAACUGCGCAAGGCCCUCCUGCAGGAGUCCGCCCCGCAGCCUGUGCUACCUCAGGCCCAGAUCCCCUUCCCCCGCCGCUCCCGCCGCCUCUCUAAGGAGGGCGUCCUGCCUUCCACCGCCCUGGAUGGGGCUGGCACCCAACCUGGGCAGGAGCCCGCCAGCAACCUGUUCCUACAUCACUGGCCCCUGCAGCAGCCACCAGCCGGCCCCCUGGGGCAGCCCCAUCCCGAAGCUCUGGGAUUCCCGCUGGAGCUGAGGGAGUCACAGUUGCUGCCUGACGGGGAGAGACUGGCACCCAAUGGUCGGGAGGCUCCUGCCAUGAGCAACGAGGAAGGCAUGCGGGCGGUGGGCACGGGGGAGUGUGGGCAGGUGCUACGGGGUGGGGUGAUCCAGAGCACACGACGGAGGCGCCGGGCGUCCCAGGAGGCCAAUUUGCUGACCCUGGCCCAGAAGGCAGUGGAGCUGGCCUCACUACAGAACACAAAGGAUGCCAGUGGCUCUGAGGAGAAGCGGAAAAGUGUAUUAGCUUCAACUACCAAGUGUGGAGUGGAGUUUUCUGAGCCUUCCUUAGCUGCCAAGCGAGCACGAGAGGACAGUGGGAUGGUACCCCUCAUCAUCCCAGUGUCUGUGCCUGUGAGGACUGUGGACCCAACCGAGGCAGCUCAAGCUGGAGGUGUUGAUGAGAAUGGGAAGGGCUCUGAACAGAACCCCACUGAACACAAGCCGUCGGUCAUCGUCACCCGCAGGCGGUCCACCCGUAUCCCCGGGACUGAUGCCACCGCUCAGGCUGAGGACAUGAAUGUCAAGUUGGAGGGGGAACCUUCAGUGCGGAAACCAAAGCAGCGGCCAAGGCCUGAGCCCCUGAUUAUCCCCACCAAGGCGGGCACCUUCAUCGCCCCUCCCGUCUACUCCAACAUCACCCCAUACCAGAGCCACCUGCGCUCUCCUGUCCGGCUGGCCGACCACCCCUCUGAGCGGAGCUUUGAGUUGCCCCCGUACACACCACCCCCCAUCCUCAGCCCGGUGCGAGAAGGCUCCGGCCUCUAUUUCAAUGCCAUCAUGUCAACCAGCAGCAUCCCGGCCCCUCCUCCCAUCACGCCAAAGAGUGCCCAUCGCACCCUCCUCCGGUCUAAUAGCGCUGAAGUCACCCCGCCUGUUCUCUCUGUGAUGGGGGAGGCCACCCCAGUGAGCAUCGAGCCACGGAUCAACGUGGGCUCGCGUUUCCAAGCAGAAAUCCCCUCAAUGAGGGACCGUGCCCUGGCAGCUUCAGACUCCCACAAGGCCGACUUGGUGUGGCAGCCAUGGGAGGACCUAGAGAGCAGCCGAGAGAAGCAGAGGCAAGUGGAAGACCUGCUGACAGCUGCCUGCUCCAGCAUUUUCCCUGGAGCUGGCACCAACCAGGAGCUGGCCCUGCACUAUCUGCAUGAGUCCAGGGGAGACAUCCUGGAAACGCUGAAUAAGCUGCUACUGAAGAAGCCCCUGCGGCCCCACAAUCACCCACUGGCAACUUAUCACUACACAGGCUCUGACCAGUGGAAGAUGGCUGAGAAGAAGCUGUUCAACAAGGGCAUUGCCAUCUACAAGAAGGAUUUCUUCCUGGUGCAGAAGCUGAUCCAGACCAAGACCGUGGCCCAGUGCGUGGAGUUCUACUACACCUACAAGAAGCAGGUGAAAAUUGGCCGCAAUGGGACGCUAACUUUCGGCGAUGUGGAUACAAGUGAUGAGAAGUCAGCCCAGGAAGAGGUUGAAGUGGAUAUUAAGACUUCCCAGAAGUUCCCAAGGGUGCCUCCUCCCAGAAGAGAGUCCCCAAGUGAAGAGAGGCUGGAGCCCAAAAGGGAAGUAAAGGAGACCAGGAAGGAGGGGGAGGAAGAGGUGCCAGAGAUCCAGGAGAAAGGGGAGCAGGAAGAGGGGCGAGAGCGAAGCCGGAGGGCAGCGGCUGUCAAAGCCACACAGACACUACAGGCCAAUGAGUCGGCCAAUGACAUCCUCAUCCUGCGAAGCCAUGAGUCCAACGCCCCUGGGUCUGCUGGUGGCCAGGUCUUGGAGAAGCCGAGGGAGGGGGCAGGGAAGUCACGAAGGGCACUACCUUUUUCAGAGAAGAAGAAAAAAACAGAGACAUUUAAUAAGACGCAGAAUCAGGAGAACACUUUCCCUUGUAAAAAAUGUGGCAGGGUGUUUUACAAGGUGAAGAGCCGCAGCGCCCACAUGAAGAGCCACGCGGAGCAGGAGAAGAAGGCCGCGGCGCUGAGGCUGAAGGAGAAAGAGGCCGCGGCCGCAGCGGCGACUGCCGCCGCCGCCUCCCCGCACCCGUCGGCCCUGCGGGAGGAGAGCGCGGGCGAGAGGGGCUGAGGUCCCGGGCUCGGGGAGCCAGGGCGGCCCUCCUCCGGCCCGGCCCUCCCCGCACCAGCCUGCCAAAGCGUCUGCGAGCACCCCACGACCUCCAGAGGGAGAGAGGAGAGAUCGCGUGGACUUGUCUCUGCAAAACAAAUAAGACAAUAAAAUAAACGGCUCGUUUAUUUAUAAAGGCCCCGGGAGCAGUGUUAAGGGCUGCAGGAUCCAGUUCUCUUUGCAUUCAGUCUGUCGGAAGUUGUCCUCAUGCUUUCCCGAAACUGUGAGAGUCCCUGCUCACGGGGGCUGCCCCUCCGGAGGGGCUCCAGCCGCUGCCACCGCUGGACCUGUGCUGCCGCGCAAUCUCUUCAUUUCCUCUUUGUUCCUCCUGCUCCCCUUGGUCACCAUGGAGAGCCAAGCACAAGCUCACCCCCCCCCCCCCCCGCCUCCCCCCGCCCCCCCCUCGCUUGCAGCAUUAGUCCCCCUCCCCAGAGGACCUGAAAGGCUACACAGGCCCUGCCCCAAGCCCCGGAAAAAGAGACUCCCUUGGAGGGACUUGGGUGGCCAUCUCUGAGGGGGAGCUUAGCCUGGCACUGAGCUGUCCCCUGCGUGAUAAUGUGCAGGCCUAAGCUGCUCCAGUGACCCUGUCCUCAGAGAGCCCACCUCCUCCCUGGGAGGGAGGCUGUGAGAAUGCCCGGAGGGAGAAAGGCUGAGGACAGCUGCCUGUCCCUUUGCUGCUUGCUAGCAGCCUGCUGGGGCUAGAAAGUUUUCUCAGAUGUUAGGGGAAGAGGCCAGUGUUCCCCUCCAAGCUCUCAGCCUGCCAGAGGGAAGGGACCGAUGCAGAGGACCAGGCUGCAGGGCUAGGCGUGAGGGAGCUUUUGAUAAGCCUUGGCUCUUCCUGCUUCCCACCUUUUUACCAAAUACCUUUGGGCCCUGGAGGCUGCUAAGGGAGCUUAGCCUAGGCCCAUCCUGCUCCUCCUUGGUGCAAGUUCCCUGCCGGCCUCUGUCCUGCCCUUGGCAGCUGCAACCUAACCUCACUUCACCUGUUCUAGCGCUGACAUCCACAGCCUAGCCCCCAGUCUUGCAUGCUGGAGAUUUCUGGAUCCUUCCCUGGGAGGGGGAGGUCUCCUAACCAGAUUGGACAGGAGCCUUCAUUCCUUGACUUGUGUCAUUUGGGAGCUAUUUAUUUAUUCUUAAUAUUUAAUUUUUAACAUCCUCUCAGGGACCAGGGGCUUCCUGCUUUCCAGAGGCCCAAGUGCAUUUAUCCCAAAACAAGGCACCUUCUUGGCAUCCGCCCCAUCCCCCGAUUCCCCAGACCCUAAGGUCCCUCGCCUCACUGCUCUGGAAACUUGCCAAUAGGAAUGACAGUAGCACUGAAAGGUGGAAGGUGUCACCAAAGCCACACAGAGAUGGGCAGGAACAAGGGAGAGCAAAGGCAGUUCUUGUUGCUACCUUUUCUCUGGCUGUACUUUCAAAUUGCCUGAGAGGAUUGGCUGGAAGCCAGGAUUCUGGUUUUGUUUCUGUCUUGAAGAAGCCAUGUUUGGUGUGGAGUCACUGAAGUGAAAGGGCUGAAAGGGUCUAGAGGCCUCUUCACUUGCCAGUCCCAUAGGAGGGCUAUUUUUUUUUGGGUCUGUUGUGUAAAAGAAGUUCUAAGUGAAUGCAAGUCUAUGACAGGUCAACAUGUUAGGAAGGAGCCAAAAAGUAUUCCUUCCGCUCCCUAUGAGAUAGCCUGAAGGCAUCAUGGCGGGAGCUGGGAGCGGGGAGGGAGUUUUGUUUCUAAACUAUGCACUAUCAGGUAUCUUUCAGCAUUCAUUUAUGCAUUAAUAUGGUUCUAUAGGACUCCAGCUAUGGGAAUAACAAUAUUCUCCCCCCAGACUCCUGGAUCUCCAACUUCCCAGUUAGUUUCCUCCAUAGGCUUCUACAAGUUCAAUGUCCCAAAAUUGCAAAAAUCUGAUACGCCCUCCAGAAACAGGAGGGUAGCAAAUUUAGGCUCUCUUCUAAAUCACUUGUGUAAUACGAGUGCCUUCACAGCUUCUCCCCAAAGUGCUACUUAUGUUUCCCAAGGUUUUUUCUGUUUAAACCGUAUUUAGUUCCAGGCCCCUUUAUGGACAUGUGGGAACAGAAACCUCCUUCGUCCAGAGUGACUCUCCUCUUCUAAGCUCACGGAGACCAGACCAGGUGAAUGUAGGUGGAGAAAAUCAAGAUGGUACCUCUCUGUAUUAAUCCCACAAGACACCGCAUUUUAGAAGGGUUCAUGCUCCAGGAUGGAUUUAUAUCUAGAAUGCAACGUGAAAGUUAAAAUGCUUAGAGGGCAGAUGCAAUUGUGGCAAGUGCCCUGCCAAUAAAGUAGGUGCAGCCGUAGAAGCUGGCAGAGGUAUAUCUUUUAUGGUGCUUUCUCCCUGUGAACACAUUGGGCUCAUCUUUCGUUUUUUCAUUUUCUUUUUUAUUCUAUUCAGAGCUCUUUGCGUUAAGAAGUUAAAUGACAAACAGCUCCGGCUUUAUAAUAUCCUCCCCACGUCAUCUCACAUAUCCAUCUCCCAGCCUCCAUUACACUCAGCUAAGGGCAUGAAACUAACCUAGUGCCUGUGUUCCAGACCAUUUCUGAGGUCUCUUGCCCACCCAAGGAGACAGGGCUUCAGCACUGUCCUCCAUGCCUUCAGCAGCCCCCCUCACAGCUAAGGUACACCCACCCCUUCUGCCACCCCACCUCCACCCCUGGCACAGAGGUCGUGCGCUGCUUAUGUCUAAAGGGAUCCCCUAUAUUUAACUGCCUCAGUGACCUAACCUCUUUCUUAUGUGCCAGAUGUUAAGAUGAAGGAGGAAUACAAUACAUGCUCAAGCCUCAGUGUUUAAAUGUUUCCACUGGGACUCACUUUUCUCAGAUGGUAUUUAUUACCAGACUGGCGAGCCUAACUCCUUAGGUUUACAGCAAGUAUGCAUAUUUUUAUAAAACAAUUGUAUGUCCUCCCCAUAUUUUGCUGUGUUAAUAUUUGCCUCUAACUAACAAUUUGCAGCUGUUUCUCCUUUUCCUCAUUUCUCUCUAAGUUGAGGGCCUUGUUGGAGGGGACAGAGCACAGGAACAGCCUUGACAGUCUGUAAUUAUUGUACAAAUAUUUUAAUAGCAUAUAAAUAAGUAUAUUCCUUUUAUUUUGAAAAAAAAUCAGACACUGCCUUUUGUGUGUUUGUUGCCUGUGGCACCCUUUUUUAAAGACUGUUACAUAUUAAAAUAGUGUACAUAUAUAUAAAUAUUACCUCUUUUGCUGUACAGUUGUGAUAGACCAGACUGAAGAUUUUAUUUUUUGUGUGCUUUUUAUAAAAAAAUUAAUACACUAAAGAAAAUCUUGCUGAUGUGAUUGUAAUGUACCUAUGUAACUUAUUUACUUUUGAAUGUUCUUCUGUAUCUUUAAGCCUUUUAUUAAAUAAGGUUUUAAAAAUUCA